Messenger RNA from Plectropomus leopardus (leopard coralgrouper), 543 nucleotides. Its product is annotated as gamma-crystallin M3-like. Lineage: Eukaryota; Metazoa; Chordata; Actinopteri; Perciformes; Serranidae. The record is from RefSeq and is a predicted model, not a curated record. Gene Ontology annotation, biological process: visual perception; lens development in camera-type eye. Gene Ontology annotation, molecular function: structural constituent of eye lens.
AUGACCAUGGGGAGGAUUAUCUUCUAUGAGGACCGUAACUUCCAGGGUCGCUCCUAUGAGACCAGCAGCGACUGCCCCGAGCUCACCUCUUACCUGAGCAGGUGUAACUCCUGCAGGGUGGAGAGCGGCCUCUUCAUGGUUUAUGAGAAGCCCAACUUCAUGGGCCACCAGAUGCUGGUGAGGAGGGGCGAGUAUCCAGACAACCAGCGCCUGAUGGGAAUGAGUAUGAGCGACUGCAUCAGGUCCAGUCGCAUGAUCCCCAUGCACAGGGGACCCUUCAGAAUGAGGAUCUAUGAGAAGGAGAACUUUGGAGGCCAGAUGCACGAGCUCAUGGACGACUGCGACAAUAUGAUGGAUCGCUUCCGCAUGUCUGACUGCCAGUCCUGCAACGUGAUGGACGGUCACUGGCUGAUGUUCGAGCAGCCCAACUACAGAGGCAAGAUGCUGUACCUUAGGCCAGGAGAGUACAGGAACCUCAGAGACAUGGGGAUGAGCAACAUGAACAGGUUUAGCUCCAUCAGGCGCAUCAUGGACUCCUGUUAA